Molecule: messenger RNA, 7209 nt
Organism: Polypterus senegalus (gray bichir)
Lineage: Eukaryota; Metazoa; Chordata; Cladistia; Polypteriformes; Polypteridae
Product: zinc finger protein 106-like
Exons: 23
Coding region: 124-5427 (1767 amino acids)
Cellular component (GO): membrane; cytosol
Molecular function (GO): RNA binding; SH3 domain binding
Source: RefSeq, a predicted model, not a curated record
ACCUCGCAACAUGGCGCAUACGUUAAGUGAUCCUGCAUGGAAAUAAUAAACAGCAAAGAAAACGUAGUAGUUAGCUGCAAUAUAAGUGUUUGGGUGGUUUUCGAUAUGACGUAAAGCACAAAAAUGGGAAAAGAAAUGAAGUGCAUCCUUUGUGAAACUGUUUACAGUUCAAAACAGGAGAUUGAAGAGCACAUGAGAAGUAUGUUGCAUCACAGGGAGCUGGAGAAUCUCAAAGGAAGGGACUGUGAUCAUGAAUGCCGUGUCUGCAGGGUGACUGUUGUAGGACUUACAGCCUAUGCCAGUCAUAUCUCCAGUGAGCUCCACAAGGAGAAGGUGGAAUUGCAAGAAAGAGAAGGCAUAGCAGUUGGAGAAAAAUAUGUAGAAAGAGAAUAUUUUGACAAGGAACUUGUCAAGCUGAUUGAGAAGCGAAGGCAUGAACUUCGGAAAGAAGAAGAACUUCGUAGAAGGAAUGCCGGGCAAGAGGCAAAAAACCUCCAAAACAGGCCAGCAGAGAGGUUUAAUUAUAAUCAAACUAGAAGGGCAGAUUUUCAUCAGAUACAGCCCAGAGAUUGGGCAUGGGAAAGAAAUUCCUAUCCAUCAGAUCAUCAAGGCAAUCGCCCACAUUCUUCUUUCAGUCACAAUACAAAAACUCACAAUGGAGGAAGCAGGAGUUCUUCAAGGUGGAACCAAGAUGGAGCUUCUUCGAAUUGGAAGUUUCAGAAUUCUGAUUGCUAUGGACACUGGCAUACCAAUUCAAAACAAUCUAGCUGGUCCAAUGGAAGAAACUCUGGUUGGCCGCAAAAAGGAUCAGGCAACUUGCAUAGCUGGAUUUCCAGUGAUGUUUCUGGAACAUGGGGAUCAGACAACUGGAAUUACUCUGGCUUUCCUCAUCAAAGAGAACACACAAAAAAGAAUACAAAUUAUCAGAGAGGGCAAUAUUCUUGGGGUUGGAGAGAUGGCUGUCAGGGGCCUAAUCAAGAAAAUGAAAGUGACUUUUUUGAUUUCACUCAUGACAAUAUUCCAAAUGCUGCAAGUUUCCAUUUCAGCAGCAAUGGCAAAAGCAAUGUGAGGAGCUCCAGUAAUACUACUAGGGAUAAAAUGCAUCGGUGGGCACCAUAUCCUCCAGCUAAAGCACAGGAAACAUCAGUUGAAGUGAAUCAUAGUAAAAAAAAUGAUGAAUUCUGUGCAAGCACACAGACACCCCCUUUGCCGUCAGAUUCCUCAUUAAAACGAGAUUCUAGUGACUUGAGACAAACUCCUUCAGCCGCAGCUUGUGAGGAGCCUUCAGUGAAUCUGGACUGCAAUGCCUUUCCAUUGUCAAAUGUUUAUGAACAAAAAAGUCCUCAUAAACAGCAAAUAUCUUCAAGCAAAAAUGAAAUCAGUACCAAAGUUCAGGCAUCACAGAGUCCGUUUAUGAAAGAUCUUCAAUCAAAGGAUACAUCAAACAAAGCUAAUUCAGAAUGGGAAAAAUCUUCAAAUUUUAACUUUAAAGAGCGUAUCCUUAGCCUUAAAGCUGUAAAUCAGGAAGCAAACCAGGGAAAUUUCAACAUACAAAGUACACUAAACUAUAAAUCACUGCUAAAUGGAUCACAAGAUCAAGACAACAGCUUAAAGGAAAUGCUUCUAAAAGCAAAAGAGAUUCUUUCAUCUGGUAAAGUGAGGAAUAUAUUGGCUGCACCUUCAGUAGAAGUACCAGCAACUGCAUCCACACCAUUACCCCCUGAAACAAGCAUAGACAACACCACUGAAACAAGCAUAUAUGCAACUAAAAAUAAAAAUGAAGAAAUAUUUACAGAUUCUUUGAAAGAAUCUUUAAUUACAAAUAAUAAAAUCCCUGGCAUGCAUUUUGUGUUUUCCCCAGAAUGUGCUAAUUCAAAGGCGGUAUCCCCUUCCCCAUUUGUGCCUUCUUUGAGUUCUGCCACCACAAAUGAAGCACCUGAGAAUUCUGGAAUUUCAGACAUGACUUCACUGGAAGACAAAAAUAGUGAAAUGAGGAAUACCAAUGCCUCCAGUGAAAGCUCCAUUCAAGAACUGGACCAUGUAGCUGACAGAGAUUUCCAGCAAGCUGCUUCCCUGCACCCUGUUGGUCCUAUUGUGUCAGAUUUGAAUAAGCUGGAGCUGCCUGCCUCACUAAGGAGAGAUUUAACGCGCCACAUCACAAGUAAAAACAAAGCUGGCACUCAUGAACCCAAUUUAAACAUUGCACGGCGCAUUCGUAACAUAAGUGGCCACAGAAAAAGUGAAUCGGAGAAAGAGUCUGUGCUAAAGCCAACACUUCGUCAACUUAUCAGCUCAUCUGGAGCUCGCCGUAAUGUGGACUGGGAUCAGGUUUACCAGCAAGUAAGCAGGAAGAAGCAAGAGCAAGGCAAAGGACUGCCAAGAUUUGGUAUUGAAAUGGUGCCACCUGUUCAACAAGAUCCCAAUGAUCUGUGUUCAGAAGAACCUGAACUUGAAUUGUCAUCUUUGGAAGGCUUCCAAUGGGAAGGGAUCUCCGACACAGCUCCAGCAUCUUCACGAAAGCGAAGUUUAUCAGAAAGCAGUAUGGCAACAGAUAGAGCUGGCAGCAUUUAUAACCUUUUUAGUGACCGUCAAACCAGUGAUCAUAAGAAUGAUGUCCACAGUGAAAAUGCACCCACGAGGAGUCCUGUACAGUUGACCGAAAGAGAGAGUUCCAGUCCUGGACUGCAGGAUUUGCCUUUCAUCAAAAAGGAACUGAACAACAUGCCAGCUGAGCAGUAUCAACCUGGACAGGUCUCUGCUGUUGAAGAGGAUCGCAACAAUGCAACACAAGGCCAAGACUCAAUGGAGGGAGAUAGUAGCUGCACUUCUGGGGCUGAACAGAAUGAUAACCAAGGACUGGGGAAAAAGCGUAGAGCCGGCACUGAUGCUCCAACACCUGAAAUUCCAAAUUUGGAAAUAACUUCCAAGAGGAGAAAAAUCAAGUUAAAAAAAGAGCGGUCGCAAGUAGAGCAGUUGUUAAGUAUCUCACUUAAGGAAGAGGAACUCACUAAAUCACUUGAAGGAGUUGACAGCAAUUUGCUUCAAGCUAGAUCUGCCCUUCAGCACGCUUACAUAGAAGUGCAACGUCUACUAAUGCUGAAACAGCAGAUGACGGUGGAAAUGGGGACGUUAAGAAGUAAAAGGAUAGCAGUCCUUCAAGGAUUACAAGAAAACUAUGAUGGUCCAGAACCAUUUUUAGAAUGUAGAAAUCAAUUGGAUGCUCCAUUGGCAACUACACUACCAUCCAUGUUUUUGAGUCCUACAAUUAUGGAUACCAUUCCCACCUCCACAGAACAUCUCCAGCAAAACCCCUGUGCAUCAUUGCUUUCCCCAGGUGCCACUCCUUCCUCCCUAUGCAGUGAUAUAUCUGGCGCUGCCUCAACUUCCCAACAACGUUAUUUUAAGCAAGAGCCAGGCAUAGAAUCAAACAGUAAUCUUCAAAACACAGCCGAGGUUCUGUCUGCUGUUUCCCUGCCAGUGAAAGAUAGUCCAGAAGUAAAAAUCUCAGUAUAUCCAAAGAUAGUUCAUACUAUGUCACUUGCUGGAAAUGAAGUUGAAUCUUUAGCAUUGAACUUAGAUUGGAACAAAAGGAGCCCAGUAUCUACAAGUCCAGGUUGGGGUAAACCAAAAGAUAAUGUGGAGAAAAUGCAGGAUAUACCUCUUCCAGUUAACACCAGUCCUUUUGCCAACCAAGAAAAAAACAACAUCCAGCAGAAAAAAGAUUUAAAGGAUCUACCUAGGAAAAACUCUGAUUUACAACUAGUACAUACUGAAUUUCCUUUGACUAUAGAAAGCAAAUCUGGAAAACGGAUCAAGAAAUUAAAAAAGAAAAAAGACCUUCAUAAAGCCAAUGAAAGACAAAAUAACAGUGACACUGAACAGGAUAGUGAUAUAAGUCGGCCCAAACGGAAAACUAAAGGAAAGAAAAAUGUCAAAGACUCAAAAGUGAGUACAUCCAGCUGCUUUGCUCAACUUCAGGAGGAGCCCAAGGUGACUCCUGGUUCAGAAAUUGAACAACAGGGAAGCAGUGAUAGUGAUUCCUCCCUUGAAAUGAUAGAGCUCCCACCUGCAAAGCUUGAAGUAGUCGAUUUGAACUCCUCUGGCUCUGGAGAGGACAACCCCAAUAGUACGUUAAAUAGCAACAAAGCAUCUAUUUCAGCUUCUGACAGCAGGGAUGAAAACCAGAAGUUAGGCUGUGAUGAAGUGAGUUCUACCAGCGAGCUAAUGACCCCUAGUGUGGGCCUCACCAAAGCAGUGGAAACGCAGAGCUCUGUGUCAUCAGCUAAAGGAUCAAAAAACUCAUCUGAGGUUUCUUCUGAGCCUGGAGACGAAGAUGAACCAACUGAAGGUUCAUUUGAAGGGCACCAAGGUGCUGUGAAUGCCAUGCAGAUACAUAGUGGACUUCUUUACACCUGCUCCGGUGACAAAACUGCCCGUGUCUUUAACCUAAUUACUCGCAAGUGCAUUGCUGUCUUUGAGGGACACAGCAGUAAAGUGAAUUGUCUGUGUGUGGUACAAAUAUCACAAAGGCCUGUACAACUCUACACUGGCUCCAGUGACCACACGGUUCGCUGUUACAAUGUUAAGACCAAGAAGUUCAGAGAUGAAUUUUGUCUGUUGGACAGAGUGCUAUGCUUGCAUAGUCGGUGGCGGAUGCUUUUUGCAGGUCUGGCCAAUGGAACCGUAGUAGCUUUCAAUUUAAAGUCAAACAAGCAGAUGGAUGUAUUUGAGUGCCACGCACCUCGGGCUGUGAGCUGCAUAUCCUCAGCUCAGGAAGGAGCUCGUAAACUUCUGCUAGUGGGAUCUUAUGACAGUACCAUCAGUGUUCGAGACGCUAAUAGUGGCUUACUGCUGCGUACCUUGGAGGGGCAUACGAAGACUGUUCUCUGCAUGAAGGUGGUGAAUGAUCUGGUGUUCAGUGGCUCCAGUGAUCAGUCUGUACACGCUCACAACAUCCAUACAGGUGAACUAGUGCGAAUCUACAAGGGCCACAGCCAUGCAGUCACGGUGGUCAAUGUUCUUGGAAAGGUGAUGGUAACUGCCUGCUUGGAUAAACUAGUUCGUGUCUAUGAACUACAGUCCCAUGACCGCUUGCAGAUUUAUGGAGGACAUAAUGAUAUGGUCAUGUGCAUGACAGUUCAUAAGAGCAUGAUAUACACAGGAUGCUAUGAUGGAAGCAUUCAGGCUGUGAAACUUAAUCUAAUGCAAAACUACCGGUGUUGGUGGCAUGGUUGCUCCUUCAUUUUUGGAGUGGUACAGCAUCUGAUUCAUCAUCUUCUAACGGACCACAUCAGCCCAAACUUCCAGAUGCUGAAAUGCAGAUGGAAGAACUGCGACGGUUUCUUUACUUCUAAGAAUUGGUCAAAACAGGAUGUGCCAAAGCACAUGAAGAAACAUGCCGAAGAAGAAAGCAAGGUGGACCCAUAAGCCAUUAUCAUUCCUCUCAUAUUGGGAGCUUUGAAAGAGACAUUUUCCAAUUGCUGAUCUUUCCUAUUUCCUAGCAAGGAACAAAAAGAGAGAGGGGCCACCAAGUGCGAGCUGCAGCGCUCUUUGACAAGGGCGCAGCUGACCAGUAUCCCUGAUGGAACGGGACUGGGCUGCAGUUACUUCUGCAGCUGCCAAGGUCACCUGUGUUUUUGACACAAACGGAUAAGACCAUUUCUAUGUGCUUUACAUCAGAGUGAGAGCGCAGAUGCACAAAAAUACUGAAAGAAAAACGUUCAUGGUUUAAGUGUGCAAUCUCCAGUAUGUUGUGGCAGUUUAUAAAUUCUCAACAUGCCUAAGGCUAGCCCACAUGUACUACUUUCUGUUAAUGUUCUUGAUACAGGAUUUUGAUGGAACUCCGUAUACUUCUGUAUCCAUCGGUGUAGUUUUAAAAGUAAACAAUAUUACUAAGGAUGGAAUUAAGUGUAUGCAGGGUGCCUAUCAUUUAAACCAGUGGCAGCCUUUAAGCUCCGUCAUACUGGUAUUGUAUUGGUAACUACAUUUGACAGUGAAUUGGGCCUGCAGGUGAUGUAUAGAGUGGUUUUUAGCAAAGCGGUUUCACUGUUAAAUGAAUGUUCCUUAUCUUCAGCUGUUAUAUCAUUUUUUUUAACUGUUUUUAAGCUUGUUAGAAAUUCAGCGGGUGUAUUUUUAUAUAUUUGAAUAUACACUUUCUAACGGCAUAUUUUUGCAGCAGUGCAGAAUUAAGCUUACGUUUCCUAGUUUUGGGUUGUGGAGAAAGAAAUGGUUUGUGUCACAGUAAUGGUGCAGAGUAGGGUGACUGCAUGCAGUGCUUGUGCCAUUAUAAUCUCCCUUGUGUGACCUCUUUGUUUUAGCUCUUCAUUAUAUCCCUUACAUGUCAUAUUUAGAAAAACAUUCAUUUCAUACUUGCUUUUAUGUUUCUUUUAUUGGGUUUUCUUGCUGUCUUCCUAUUUUAUUUUUUUGCCAAAUCCAUCACUGUCCAAGUCAUCGCCCAGUAAGUGUUCAACACACCAUCAGUGCCACUUGUUUCAUUUCUAAUUAGAACAGAAGAAGGUUCUGUGUACUAUUUAUCUUGUAACCUUUCAUCUUCCUUGAAAAUAGUUUUUGUUCUAAAUCCCUUAUUUUUAAAUAAGUAAUUCUUUUACCACAGGGGUAACAGUUUUUAAAACUUUCAUUCUCAGUUUGGCAAUGCAGUGCUUGGUAUUCUGUGAAUUUCUACACAACACUCUUCCCUUCCCUUUCAUUUAAAGCUGCACUUUAAUCUUUAAGUUUUUUAUUAAAUGUUAUUUGGUUUUGAGAUACUUCUCAUAUAGGCCUGGAGUGUUUGGGAAAGCCGAGUUUUGUCUGAAGUUUUGCAAAAGCAACAAGUUUUAAAAUAAGUGGAAAAUUGUGGUGUGUUUUAGGAAUUGUUGGAAACGCAUGACAUCCUAAGAAGUGCUGCACAAAAGAAAUUCAUAUUUCACAAUAUUAUAUUGUUUGGUUUUCUCUGUUGUACUUUCUUCAGUCUGAUAUAAGGCAUUCACAAAAGAGUUUUAAAUUGAGGAUCAUUUAUUACCAACUCAUCUGUUAAACUGUUAAUAUGGGUUACUGUUCAGCUGUCAGCUCUGAGCUCACUGCUUUCAUUUUCUGGAAAAUUACGUUUAAAAUGUUCAGUCGCUGUGAUUCACGCAGCAGUAUUUUUAAUGAAAAUCUGUGAAAGCUGUUGCUGUUUUUGUAAGAAAUAUAAUAAUUAAGAAAAAAAAAAAA